Rasamsonia emersonii CBS 393.64 is the source of this 4161-nucleotide messenger RNA. RefSeq names its product Copper-exporting ATPase. Lineage: Eukaryota; Fungi; Ascomycota; Eurotiomycetes; Eurotiales; Trichocomaceae. The transcript has a single exon. Gene Ontology annotation, molecular function: P-type divalent copper transporter activity; copper ion binding; ATP binding. Bases 1 to 4161 code for a protein of 1386 amino acids. Gene Ontology annotation, biological process: copper ion homeostasis; monoatomic cation transport. The record is from RefSeq and is a predicted model, not a curated record. Gene Ontology annotation, cellular component: membrane.
AUGCCAAGUACUAUGGAUGAGAAACGCCUUACACAGUUGUCUCUGGCGUCAGUCGAAACUGAUCCAAGGCCAGCUGGUGUCUCCCACGAUGGAGCCGACUCCGGGACCCUUACCACUGUCUUGUUGGCCAAUAACAUCCACUGCGCAUCCUGCGUUGCCUUUGUCAAAGAGGUCCUCGCUUUCCUUCCAUCUAUCGAAGAUGUGGAGGUCUCUAUUGUGACUCAGGAAGUGCGCAUCCAUCAUGGGUCAGAGCUUGCAACAUCAGACCUGGCCUCAGCGUUAAUUGAUGCUGCUUUCGAGGUCCACCAUGCAACGACGUACAAUGAAGCUGGCUCGAUCGUCGUGGAGAUUGAUACAUCGUCAUGGUCCUCUUAUAGUAACCGAUUCGUUUCCUCCUCCUUGCUUCCUACUCCAGGCUCCCCGAAACCAUGGCAGGACCGUGGCCAGAGAGCCUCCGCACGACGCAGGCACAUCGAGAACUGUGAUGUUUGUAGGUGGGAGGAGCUCGCAAAGUCGAGAAGCGAAGACAGCCAACCAAACUACGAAAUCUACAAAGAAAAGUGGAAAUAUACGGGAAGCAAACCCCUGUAUGACAAGCGGGUCUCUGGUGAUGGUGACACAAGAAAUCUUAUCUCCGUCAGUGGUACAAGAAACAACAGGCCAGAUCUCCUAUCCCAGCCGCGACCGCUCCCCAAUGAAACUCAACAGCCGAUGUCAAUGCCAAAUCACCAAAUAGGACCGGCUGAGACAGAACCGCCAAACCCGCCUGAGGAGUUCGAUGCUCGCAUUAGCAUAUCUGGAAUGACCUGUGCAGCAUGUGCCAAUUCGGUCACCGAUUCUUUACGACAGUUGGACUUCGUUACAACGGUGUCAGUGAAUCUGUUGACCAACAGUGCCACACUGACAUAUCGUGCUCCAAAAGAAAAUAUUGACAAAGUCAUUCAAGAGAUUGAGGACAUCGGCUUUGAAGCCUCGGUCGAUGAUGUCACUGUCAAGUGUCAGCCACGAUCAGAGGACUUCGAAGCACGCAUCAGCAUUGGCGGCAUGACCUGCGCAUCCUGUGUGAAUUCUGUUACCAGUCAAGUCAAGCAGCUCGAUUGUGUGAAAGACGUCUCUGUGAGCCUCUUGACAAACAGCGCGACAGUCAUCUACUCUGGCGCCCAGUCCGAAGUCGAGCGGAUCAAAAAUGAGAUCGAGGACAUUGGUUUUGAGGCUUCGAUUGAAGAAGUCCGCCCGUUAUCAAAUCGUAGUUCAGAGCCACGGAUUCCAACAAAUUAUACUGCGAAUAUCAGCAUUGGUGGCAUGACGUGCGGGUCAUGUGUUGGGACAGUCACGCGAGGUCUGCAGGAGCUCCCCUUUUUGAAGAGUGCUUCUGUAGAUCUGUUAUCCAACAGCGGGAAGGUGGAAUUCGAGGGCAAAGAGAACCUAAGCAAGAUCAUCGAGAAGAUCGAAGAUCUAGGUUAUGAUGGUGCCGUCAUUGAAUGCGUGCCUCUGACGACCGAAGACCCCAAAGAUUCUGUUGCUUCCUCGACCAGAACCAUCAUGAUUCGUGUGGAUGGAAUGUUCUGUCAUCACUGUCCAGAGAAGAUUCUUGAAUCCUUGAACGCCCUCUCCGAUACUUCCUUCGAAAUUGAGCAGAGCCCUUCUGUCAAGAAUCCAAUUCUGAAAAUCACAUACACGCCGCAGCAGCCAUCAUUAACUGUGCGGAAGAUCAUCUCAGCUAUCAAUUCCGCACAUCCUGCCUUCAAAGCAAGCGUCUAUCACCCUCCGAGCAUCGAGGAUCGUUCCCGCGCAAUGCAGUUGCAUGAGAGGCGUCGAUUGCUAUCUCGUCUGCUCUUCGUAUUUGUUGUGGCCAUUCCCACCUUUAUUAUUGGUAUCGUCUUCAUGUCGCUGGUGUCGCCAGACAAUAAAAUUCGGAUUUUCCUGGAGCAGCCGAUGUGGGCCGGAAUGGUGUCCCGGAUAGAAUGGGCCCUUUUCAUUAUGACAACCCCUGUGAUGUUUUAUGGAGCGGAUGUCUUUCACAUUCGUGCUAUGAAGGAGAUUAGAGCUCUCUGGCGGCGAGGGAGUAAGGUUCCGAUCUUGCGACGAUUUUAUCGAUUCGGUAGCAUGAAUCUUCUUAUCUCUGCCGGGACAAUGGUCGCCUACGUCGCUUCACUGGCUGUCCUCAUAGUUGGCGCUACGACAAAUACUCCGUCAGGCGCUGGCAUGUCAACCUACUUUGAUUCUGUUGUCUUCCUCACCCUCUUCAUUCUCGCAGGCCGCUCGUUGGAAGCGUACAGCAAAGCAAAGACAGGAGAUGCUAUCACGGCUUUGGGAAAGCUCCGACCGACAGAAGCAUUAUUAGUCACCAACACUGCCAGCGAUGGAAGUGAAUCAGAAACUGAAAACUCUGAUGGGAAUGGCAAGAUUCAGCGUAUCGAUGUCGACCUCUUGGAAAUUGGUGACACGGUCAACGUCCCUCACGGGGCUUCCCCACCAGCUGAUGGGAUUAUUACAGGGAGUGGACAGUAUCAAUUUGACGAGAGUUCAUUGACGGGAGAGUCCAGGCCUGUGACAAAGACAAAAGGUGAUAUGGUCUAUUCAGGUUCCGUUAAUGUCGGUCAGCCGGUGUCAGUCGUGGUGACAGGGCUCGGUGGUACCUCGAUGCUGGACCAGAUUGUAGGAGUCGUACGGGAAGGCCAGAGCAAACGCGCGCCGUUGGAAAGAGUUGCUGAUCUCAUCAUCGCGUAUUUCGUGCCGGUGAUCACGCUCAUCGCGAUCCUUACCUUUGUCAUUUGGUUUGCGCUCGGCCAGUCGGGAACUCUACCUGCUGGAUAUCUUGACAAUCCACUCGGAGGAUGGGCUUUUUGGAGCUUACAAUUUGCGAUUGCGGUUUUCGUUGUGGCUUGUCCGUGUGGUCUGGCGCUUGCUGCUCCAACAGCGCUUUUUGUGGGCGUGGGAUUGGCGGCAAAGCGAGGUAUCCUUGUCAGAGGUGGCGGCGAAGCUUUCCAGGAAGCAACUCGUCUGGAUGCGAUCGUUUUCGACAAGACCGGCACUUUGACCGAAGGUGGUAGCCUGAAGGUUUCCGAUCACGAAGUGCUCACAAAGGAGUCAGAGCAGGAACUAGUCGCCUGGACUCUCGCUCAUGAACUCGAGCAGAAAAGCAAUCACCCCAUAGCGAGGGCGAUCUCUGAUUUUUGCAGUUCCAAGGCGUCCUUGUCGGUGUCUUCGUCCGAUAUCACUGAGAUACCUGGCCAAGGAAUGAAGGGAAUGUUUACUCUUUCAGUUGAUGGCCCCGAAGUCACGUAUGAAGCGGCCAUUGGCAAUGAGCGCCUUGUGCGAUCACUUUCUUCAUCUGACUUGGAAUCAUACUUCUUCUCCAAUAUACUCUCUAGAUACCAGUCUACUGGGAAAUCUACUGCGAUCCUAGCAUUACGCAAGUUGUCCGGAACUGAGUCUGAGAAGUCUCAGUUUACCCCGGCCAUCAUAUUCGCAACCUCAGAUCCAAUCCGUGCGGAGUCUGUGGAAGUGAUCUCACAGCUUCAGAAACGACACAUUGACGUUUUUAUGUGCACUGGCGAUAAUGAAACAACCGCUCACGCUGUCGCAGCAAGUCUGGGCAUUCCUCGGUCAAACGUGAUGGCCAAUGUCUUGCCAACUCAGAAGGCAGAGUUUAUUCGGAAAGUUCAGGAAGGUACAGCGACCGAGGUGAAUGGAGGCCGGAAAGGAAAGACGAAGCGACCGAUUGUCGCCUUUGUCGGUGAUGGCACCAAUGACUCGCCAGCCCUUGCAGCCGCUGACGUGAGUAUCGCCAUGGCAUCGGGAUCUGAUGUGGCAAUCAAUUCCGCGAGCUUUAUUCUGCUGAAUUCGAACUUGAGCACCAUCCUCGAGCUUGUUCUUCUCAGCCGUCGGGUCUUUGCUCGUAUCAAGAUGAACUUUGGCUGGGCCGCUGUGUACAAUCUCUGUCUGGUCCCCAUCGCAGCCGGGGUGCUGUACCCAAUCGACACAGGGACAACGCAAAAUCUCGUAGGGGGUAGUAUGGUGACGGUCGAAAGCCACUGGAGGUUGAGCCCAGUGUGGGCGGCACUCGCGAUGGCUCUUAGCAGUGUUUCUGUUGUGUCGAGCAGCCUGGCCCUGCGGAUUGAAGGAAGAAGGACCAUUCGGAAGUUCCUCAAAAGAUAA